AUGGAUACUCAAAUGAUCGUUCCCAGAGAUGGCUCUGCCGCCUCAGAAGCCACCAACACCCUUGGUCCACCUCCCAGCAAUACUAGCGAGAUGUCCAAGAUGAUUUCCGACGUUUUAAAGCAACAAGCGUCUCAAUUUGAGACCAUCAUUGGAGAUCUUCGGACUCAAAUAACUCAGCUCAGCAUGGAAAAGCAGCCCUCGAACCCCAACGACCCCAGCAAUGAUUCAUACAAGACUCCGCCCUCCAAAGGCAAGUUUACCUCUAUCAAACUAGCUUCUACGUCAGCACGCAAGAGUCCAAAGGUCCUCAAUAGUGCGACAUCGUCAAAGAUCUCGAACUCCCCCAAGAUCUCGAACUCUCCCAAGACAGCCAGCGGUAAAAAGCCACGGGACAGCAGUGGUACGCCAAACACUCACUCGAUGCCAAAGGGCAAAAAGCCUAUCCGCAAGCGUCACCCGUUGCAAUUGUUAGUGGACGACGUCCCCGCUGAUUUUAAAUCAAUGAAAGAAGCUCUUUUUGUUCAUGUCAAGAUGAUGUGGGGUCUUUACAAAGCCAACGACGUACCAAUGACACCCGGGGCUCCCCUUCUAGUCGAAUUCUACAAGCGCUUUUCAUCAAGCGAAGAGAUUGAACAGGUGAUCGCAGACCCAGCUAGCGGGGAUGUUGUUGCUCGUGAAACGAUCAUGUCCAUGAAGGAGUUUUGUGCUGGUGGUGGCAGAAUUGCCCGGGGUUUAAGUCACAUCGAUCAGAUGUCUAUUCUUUACAUCCAUGGUAUCCUUGCAAAAGUGGGUAUCCGUGUGUGGGGCCCAGACCUCAAUGAGGCCCCUGACAGUCUCUAUAACUCAGCUUGUCGAAUCACUGCUCUCAACACUUUCCGCCAACUGUUGGCUUCCGGCACAUACAACUACAUGAACGUCAAGCUCAAGUACACCGAUUCAAUCUCACUCAUGAUAAAUGUCUAUAAUCAUUAUGUACAUUACUUGAUGGCCGCCAAAUACCAAACUGAACUGAACAACGUAGGAGCCAUUGCGGAACAGAACAGUAAGAAGAAUGUUCAAAAGCGCAGGGAGAGACUUCGUAAAGAGAGAGUGGCUUAUUUAGCGAGACAUCCCUCAAAGUACCCUCCUCGCUAUACAACUGUCGUUUCUGAAACUCUUGCUCACAGUGACGACGAAUGGGACCCAAUCAAAAAGCGUGUCCGCAAACUACCGCGAGUACCUGUUCCUUCAAAAUUCAAGAGAGCUCCUAAAUAUCUGCCACUCGACUUCUACGAUCCUGAAUGGUUCAACGCACUUCCUCCUGGUCAAAAGAUCCUCACUGCCAACGCUUCUCAAGUCGCUUUUCUACCUGACGCUUCCCAAUCUUUCUCACCCAACCGUCACCCGGACGAAACGAUUGGUGAUGCCCGGUUCAACUCCAAGUAUCUUGAUGCUUUGAAGACGCCAUAUGAGAUGUCUGAUAGUGAAGAUGAUCACGAUGAUGACGAGCCCAAAUCAGAUGGAGAUGAAAUUAUCAAUGAUGCUGACAGUCAAAAUGAAGCUGGUGAUCAAGACGAGGAAUCAGAAGGCGAGUUUUAUGAUGAAGGCAAUUUUGGAGACUUGUAUGAAGACUCAGUGGAGGGUAGUGAGGCUGUGGAAAGUGAGAAUGAAGGUAGCGAUGUGAUGGAAGUCUGA
Messenger RNA from Melampsora larici-populina 98AG31, 1674 nucleotides. RefSeq lists its product as uncharacterized. The transcript is spliced from 4 exons. The coding region runs from base 1 to 1674 and encodes 557 amino acids. Lineage: Eukaryota; Fungi; Basidiomycota; Pucciniomycetes; Pucciniales; Melampsoraceae. The record is from RefSeq and is a predicted model, not a curated record.